This is a messenger RNA of Aricia agestis (brown argus), 1651 nucleotides long. It is a transcript of the gene Cyp9a21, whose product is annotated as cytochrome P450 9e2-like. Lineage: Eukaryota; Metazoa; Arthropoda; Insecta; Lepidoptera; Lycaenidae. The coding region runs from base 50 to 1639 and encodes 529 amino acids. The record is from RefSeq and is a predicted model, not a curated record. The transcript is spliced from 12 exons. Gene Ontology annotation, molecular function: heme binding; monooxygenase activity; iron ion binding.
CGCUGGCAUUUGAACAAAUACUGGAUAUUGUUAUCUUUAGCUUGCAAGCAUGCUGUACGUAGUGUGGGCAGUGGCUCUGGUGGCGUCCCUGGUGCUGUACUGCCGCCAGGUGUACUCCCGGUUCAGCCGCCACGGCGUCAGGCACCGCCGGCCGGUCCCCCUGCUGGGCAACAUGACCAGGCUGAUGCUGCGGCUGGACCACUUCACCGAGGACGUGGAUAAAUCGUAUGCAGCAUUUCCGGGAGAAAGGUUUGUAGGUAACUAUGAGUUCGUGAAGCCGACGAUCAUCCUGAGAGACCUGGAGCUCAUCAAGCGCGUCGGCGUCAAGGACUUCGACCACUUCCUCGACCACCGCGGCUUCACCGACGAGUCCAUCGAGCCGCUCUUCGCCAGGAAUCUGUUCUCCUUGAGAGGUGAUGAGUGGAAGGACAUGCGGUCGACGCUGAGCCCCGCCUUCACCAGCUCCAAAAUCCGGCUGAUGGUGCCCUUCAUGCAGGAGGCGGGCAAUCAGAUGAUGGAGGCCCUGAAGAAGGACAUAGAACAGUCGAAGACUGGUUACAUAGACGUGGACUUCAAGGACCUGGCGUCGCGGUUCGCGAACGACGUGAUCGCGUCGUGCGCGUUCGGGCUGCAGGUGGACUCGCACCGCGACCGCGACAACCGCUUCUACGAGAUGGGCCGCGUCGCCUCCACCUUCAAGUUCAAGCAGCUGCUCAUGCUCUUCCUGAACUCCGCUUUCCCCACGCUCUUCAAGAGUCUGCGGCUGAAGUUCUUCAGCGAGGAGACGAAGAACUUCUUCCUAGAUCUGGUGCUGGGCACCAUGCGCGAGCGCGCGGCACGGGACGUCGUGCGACACGACAUGAUACACCUGCUCAUGCAGGCUAAGAAAGGCAAGCUGACCCACGACGAGUCGACGAGGGACGCCGACGCCGGGUUCGCAACUGUCGAGGAGUCGGACGCUCUCAAGAAGACUGUUGACAGAGAGUGGUCGGACGUGGACCUGGUGGCGCAGGCGGUGCUGUUCUUCAUCGGGGGAUUCGAGAGCGUCUCCAUCGCGAUGUCGUUCGCGCUGCACGAGAUCGCGCUCAGGCCGUACGUGCAGGAGCGUCUGUAUCGCGAGAUAAGCGAGACAGACGAGCAGAAUAAGGGCCGGAUCGACUACACCAGCAUACAGCGCAUGCAGUACUUGGAUAUGGUUGUCUCAGAAGUUCUGCGUCUGUGGCCAGUGGGAGUGAUCAUGGAUCGGGUCUGCACCCGCGAGUACAAUCUCGGGAAAGCCAACGACGACGCCACGGACUAUAUUAUGCGGAAGGGCGACGUGCUGACCGUCCCGGUGUGGUCCAUCCACCGCGAUCCGCAGUACUUCUCUGACCCCCUGAAGUUUGACCCCGAGCGGUUCUCCGACGACAACAAGCACAGCAUACACCCCAUGGCGUAUAUGCCCUUCGGAGUGGGACCAAGAAACUGUAUAGGAUCUCGCUUCGCGCUAUGCGAAUUGAAAGUCCUGCUCUACAUGAUAAUACUGAACAUGGAGGUGUCUCCGAACGACAAGACCGCCACCACCAACAAGAUGAGCACCGACUCCUUCAACAUUCGCUUUAAAGACGGACACUGGCUAAGGUUAAAACCACGACAUUAAAGUUUAGGUUUU